UAUCGGGAUCGUGCAACCACAUCGCCCGUCUUAUCGCGGAUCCCGAGUGUGAUUUUUGUCGAAUGAACUUUAUAGUGCAGGCGGUUUUAUGGACGAAACAAGCUGAUUAGAGACGGAAUGAUAGAUUUUUGAACUUGUAGAGUGUCCCGUUUUGUUUUUAUUGUAAAGGUUAUUCUUGAGCAUUCUGUGUGAUGGUCAGACAGUUGGAAGGCACCCGGCUUAUCAGCCGGCAAGAUAACGGCCCCGAUCCUCUCUCUUACGGAACCAUCAAAUACGAGCUGCUCGAGCCCCGGACAAACAGAUGCCUGUGCACCAAGAGAGACGCCAUCAUUGUGAGUGCGGUGCUGUUGCUCGCCCUCGUCGCUGUCAUCGUCACCCUCUCCUUGGGGCUUCCCCAGAUAGAGGAGAAACGCCGUCAGUAUUAUGAUACCUCCUUCCCCGUUUCUUCCUCGCCUCUACUCACCUUCGACAAGGCAGUCGUCGUCACCGAUGGCAAACCCUGCGCUGCCAUUGGAAAAAAUAUUCUACAAAGUGGUGGAACAGCGGUAGAUUCUGCUCUUGCGGCCUUGUUUUGCAAUGGCGUCGUGAAUCCUCAAAGCAUGGGUUUUGGAGGAGGUUUUAUUAUGACUGUUUACAUCAGAGCAAACAAGACAUCUGUUGUCAUUGAUGCAAGAGAAACCGCUCCACAAAGUGCAUCUAAAGACAUGUACAAUAGUAGUUCAACUUUGUCUCAAGAAGGUGGUCUGUCUAUAGCUGUUCCUGGAGAGUUGAGAGGUUACAAACUGGCCCAUGACAAAUUUGGCAGCCUACCUUGGAAGAAAUUGAUACAGCCAUCUAUAGAUCUCUGCAACAACGGCUUCGAAGUCACUGAGCAUCUUGCAAGCAAAUUGCAGAAGCUAAAGGACCGCAUAUUGGCUGAUGAUUCCAUGAGGGAAGAAUUUUUUAACAAUGCCACUGGCGACCUUUAUAAAGCUGGCGAAAUACUGAAGCGGCCUACACUUGCAGUUACUCUGAGUGCAGUUGCUGAGAAAGGUCCAGAUGUUAUAUACACAGGAAAUCUGCACAAAGCAUUCCUGGAGGACAUUGUUAGCUGUGGGGGCUUGCUGACAGAGGCAGAUCUCGCCAGUUACCAGCCUUUGCUGAAAGACACUGUGAAGACUGAUCUGCAAGGAUCGGAACAGUUGUUUGUUCACUCCGUUCCGCCUCCCGGGAGCGGACUUAUUCUGCAGCUGAUUCUCAGCAUAUUGGGAAAUUACAACAUGACAGCUGCCAACUUCAAGGACAUUGACGAAGCCACUCUUUAUUACCAUCGCGUGGUGGAAGUCUUCAAAUUUGCCUUUGCUCACAGAACGCAGCUGGGAGAUGAAGCCUUUAUCAAUAUUACUCAGCUCGUUGCAAAUUUACAAUCAAAGGAAUAUGCAAAGUCGAUUUGGGAACAAAUAUCAGAUGAUACUACCUUUCCCAGCUCCUACUACAAACCGGAAAUGGAGGCAAGCUUCGAUGAUGGCACGGCUCAUGUCUCCGUUCUGGCAGCGAAUGGAGAUGCGGUCUCCGUCACCAGCACCAUCAACACAUAUUUUGGCAGCUUAUGCAGAUCCCCCAAAACAGGCAUCAUUCUAAACAAUGCAAUGGAUGACUUCUCGUCUCCGAACAUCACUAAUUAUUUCGGAGUGCCUCCAUCCCCCGCCAACUACAUUGUUCCAGGCAAGAGGCCCCUCUCUUCCAUGUGUCCGGCUCUGGUCAUCGAUGGAAAUGGAGAUGUCCGCAUGGUGGUCGGGGGAGCUGGAGGCACCAGAAUCAUCACAGCAUCAGCCAUGGGCAUCAUUCGUACACUAUGGUUGGGUGAGAACAUAAAGCAAGCUACAGAUGCACCUCGAAUUCAUCACCAGCUGUUUCCAAAUUAUAUACAGUACGAAGACGAAUUCCCAAUGAUAUAUCUUGAUAAACUUCGUAGUUAUGGUCAUUCUGCCAGACAAGAGACAAAGGCAAGUGUCUUUCUGGGUAUCCUGAAAGAGGGAGGAAAGAUAAAGACAAAUGUCGACUUCCGCAAAGGAGGAUCUGCUGAAGGUUUUUAAAUCAAAAGUGCCUCACUCGCAGUAGGUGGCAGCACAUUCCAUGUCAUUGCUACAAACAUAUCUUUUGUCACACACAUAUUUAUUUUAGUUUGUGUGAGAACCUAUUUGUAAGUUCGGCAUGCAAUUUUUUUUUAUACACACAAAAAAGAGAUAAAUAAAAAAAGAUUGAAAUAAUUGUCUAUUUUGUACAGCAAUAAAAGUUUUAUGUUUAAGAGUUA
Argiope bruennichi is the source of this 2293-nucleotide messenger RNA. Its product is annotated as scoloptoxin SSD14-like. Gene Ontology annotation, molecular function: glutathione gamma-glutamate hydrolase. Bases 192 to 2075 code for a protein of 627 amino acids. The record is from RefSeq and is a predicted model, not a curated record. Gene Ontology annotation, biological process: glutathione catabolic process. Gene Ontology annotation, cellular component: plasma membrane. Lineage: Eukaryota; Metazoa; Arthropoda; Arachnida; Araneae; Araneidae. The transcript is spliced from 11 exons.